AACGGAGAGAUGACUGUUUAGCCACACCUCUCAGUCCAGUCGCUCUCUGGCUCGCACUGCUGUCGCUAGUAGCAGGUGGCUAAAGCUCUGCGCGUUGUCGCAGCCGGAGGUGCUGGUGUAAGAUGUCUCCAUUAGCUGCUGCUUCUCUCCUCUGGCUGCUGGCUUGCACUACUGCCCCUGUAACCAGCUACCCUAAUGGCAGAGUAACUGUCGCCUGCAGCACCAUGACUCCAGGACAUAGUCAUGAACCUCAGCCUGGAAUCGAACAUAGCAUAACCGUGGACAGAAAUGUGUUCAAACCAGGAGAUCGCAUCAAAGUCACCUUGUCCGGGCCACGCUUUACUGGAUUCUUCAUUCAGGCACGAAACGCAGACAAUUUAGAUGGCAGUGCAGUGGGCUCAUUCUCAUUAAUUGAUGACCAGGUUUCCCAACUACUGACCUGUGACGGAAUUCAGGAUUCAGCUGUCAGCCAGACCAGCAAAAGAAGGAAGGAACAGGUGGAAUUCUAUUGGAUUGCUCCCAAUGAUGCUCCACAACGUAUACAAUUCCUAACCACAGUUGUGGAAAAAUAUUCAAUUUACUGGGUGAAAAUUCCAGGACCAGUCAUUUCUCAAAGUAGCUCUCUGCCCUUCACACAGAAACCACAGACAUUCAAGCCACAAAGUGCGCCAUCAACGUCUUCGCUUACAAAACGGUUUAGUGCAUCUGACUGUGGAAGCAGCAAAUUCUGUGUCAGAAACCCUUCUUUUUGUGAUCCAGAGCGGAGUGCACAGUGCUUCUUCCUGUCCUUCAGAAGGCAAGAUGACGCUGUGACGAUUGAAAUGAGUGGUCCAAGAAGAGGUUAUGUGUCGUUUGCCUUGUCACAUGACCAGUGGAUGGGCAAUGAUGAUGUCUACUUGUGCAGGAUUGAUGGCCAAAGUGUUCAGAUAAAUCCCGGCUACACCAGAGGACGAAUAGAGCCAGAGCUGACGUCUCCGGACAUUCUGCUGGACAUGGCGUGGAGGGUGGCUGAUGGAAUCCUUCAAUGUUCUUUCCGCAGAAGUGUCCACAUUCCGUCCUCCAAGGGGGAGAGGUUUGCACUGGAUGGCAGUUAUUAUAUAUUUCUAGCUGAUGGCGAUGCUGGGGAUGGAUCUAUUUUGAGACAUAGUCGUCAGCCCCUCAUAACCAGCAAGAUGUAUAAUAUCACUGGGGCUCCAGAAGACAUUGGAGGAUCGCGGUCUCCACUACUCAUCAAGUUCCAUGGUGCUAUGAUGUUCCUGGCAUGGAUGACAACAGUAAGCAUUGGGGUACUUGUCGCCCGUUUCUUCAAACCUGUCUGGCCAACCUCAACAAUAUUUGGGACGAAAAUUUGGUUCCAGGUUCACCGUAUCCUCAUGAUCACCACUGUGGUGCUAACGGGUGUUGCUUUUGUUCUGCCAUUUUAUUACCGAGGCCACUGGAGUACACGAGCCGGCAUUCACCCAUAUUUGGGCUGUGUGGUAAUGGCCUUGGCAGUUCUUCAGCCUUUAUUGGCAGUUUUCAGACCCCCACCUUGCAGUUCCAGGAGGCCACUGUUUAACUGGACGCAUUGGGGGAGUGGCACCAUUGCCAGGAUAGUGGCAGUGGCGGCCAUGUUUCUGGGCAUGGAUCUACAAGCUUUGGAUCUCCCAGACCCCUGGGACACCUAUACAAUGGUUGGGUUUAUAUUGUGGCACGUCGGUGUGGACAUCUUGCUGGAAGUUCACAGCUUCUGUCUUCUGCGGAGAUCAUUGGAUGGUCUUGCAAGGCAAACAGAUUUUGGAAAAACAGAGGACCGAGUUGAAAUUCUGAACCCUUCACAGAGUGAAUAUGAGGGCCACACCUUCAAGAAGAUUGUGCUGACUAUAUACAUCUGCGGAAACUUUGCCUUUCUGAUAACAUUCUUGGCUGCAAUCAACCAGAUUUAAAGCACACACUUAGGAAAAAAUGCCUUUAUUGAUGCUGUUAUAGCCUGUUGAACUAUGCAAUUCAGUCCUAUAAGAGCAGCAGAUAUCUCAGGACAUUCUGAUCUGUCAUGUUCAUGCUGCUGAUGUUGCUAAAGCUGAAGAGGAAAAUAAUAUCAUUUACCUUAACUCAGAGGGACGUUUUUUUAUUUAUCCUCUUUUCAUUAAUAAUCUCAUUUAUUUGGUGCCUUGAAGUGUGUCCCAGAUCUGAAAGUGCCAUACAAAAGCAACACUGCAGCACAUUGUUUUUUAUACACUGUUAGAUUAAUGCAUAUUCCUUAACAGACCUUUGUAUAGGGAUAUUUAGUCUGAGGCAGCAGCAGUCCCAGCUUCAAGGCUAGUGUUUCAUGUUUAAAGCACUGAUUAAGUAAUUUGUAUGCAAGCACAGAUGUCCUUACAACCUGGAUUGGUUGGUUGCUUUGAGGAUUGUAGUUGGGAAAACACUGCACUAAAGGUACAUACUUGCAUGUAGCAUUUUAGGUCCUCAUUGUGAUCAAUAGAUCACUCUGUAUUGAGUGUUGCCAUCAACUGGAAAAGUGGUAAUGGACCACAGGUGGUACUAGAAUUACCUAUCAGCACAUCCUCUAAACCAGAAGCUAGGGUUUGGCUAAUCCCAAGAGCCAUGUAACCUAUGCACAAAAUAAAAAAUAAGACUGCUGACAGCCUGUACUGAGCAGGUGUUGGGUCCCUAUAUGCUUUAUGUUUAUAUUCUAGUUGAGUAGUUCCCAAACUCUGUUCUCAAGGAACCCCAACUGUCCAUGAUUGAGCACAGGUGAAUUAAUUAGUACCUCAGUCAAUUUGAUUUUAACCAUCUGUCCUCAGCCAUGAAUAUCCUGAAAACCCUGGACUGUUUGGGUGCCUAGAGGACAAUGUUUAAGAAUCACUGUGCUAGUAGAAAGACUGUACUCUCUCUUUUUAAAGAAAAUUGUGUCCCCCUAAUUACAUUUAAUAAACAGUCAAUUUAGCUUAGUUAAAUGCUCUCUGUAACAGGGAUUGCUAAUAUGCCGACAUAUAGGAUGUGACUGUGGAGCCUGGAUACAAUUCUGUCA
Messenger RNA from Pseudophryne corroboree (corroboree frog), 3010 nucleotides. Its product is annotated as putative ferric-chelate reductase 1. The transcript is spliced from 17 exons. The record is from RefSeq and is a predicted model, not a curated record. NCBI's taxonomy places the organism in Eukaryota, Metazoa, Chordata, Amphibia, Anura, Myobatrachidae. Gene Ontology annotation, biological process: intracellular iron ion homeostasis. Bases 123 to 1925 code for a protein of 600 amino acids. Gene Ontology annotation, molecular function: oxidoreductase activity, acting on metal ions. Gene Ontology annotation, cellular component: membrane.